AUCCGCAUGGUUCAAAGCGAUAAGGUGCAUUCGCGUGUGUUAGCCCGUGCUCUAGUGGCAGCAGCCCGGUUUUCCGGGGAGAAAGUGGCAAUGAAGGUCGAUGUCAUGGCUUCGGCGGUCAUCAAGGAGGAGGAAGUCCCGAAACCUCCAGCAAUCGUUUCCUACGCGUUCGAGAAGGAAGCGAUCAACAAGCAGAAUGCGUACAUCCACGUGACCGACCACUUCAUGCCGAACGUGAAUCGCGUCCCGAUAGCCAUCAAGUUUUGGUCCAAGUACGACUCGACGACGGCUGCGGCCCAGAGCGGCCUGGCCAACUUUGACAAGUACUUCAAGCUGCUGGAGAAGAACAUCGCCGAAGGGCCGAAGGAGAAGUUCCAGGAACCGAGAACCGAGAAUCAGAGCUACGGAUGGCAUUCGGAUCCUUUCUAUCGCUUGGAAUCGGAGGACGUUCACCUGCUGUACCAUCCGAAGAAGCGACAGGAGAUUACCAUUAUCGGUGAGAAGAUCAAUGCGGACAAAAUCACCCAGAGACCGAGGUUUACCGGACUCCCAUUCAAACUGCCCAGUUGAAAG
Ochlerotatus camptorhynchus is the source of this 573-nucleotide messenger RNA. RefSeq lists its product as uncharacterized. The record is from RefSeq and is a predicted model, not a curated record. NCBI's taxonomy places the organism in Eukaryota, Metazoa, Arthropoda, Insecta, Diptera, Culicidae. Bases 7 to 570 code for a protein of 187 amino acids. The transcript has 2 exons.